AUCUAUAAUUCAGAAUUUCGAAGAAACUUAUAUUUCCACUCUAUAAAAACACGUUUCUGCAUCAAAAGCUUCCGGGGAUAACCGCACACAGGAACUAUGCCCAUCGCACUUUGUUCUAUCCGUCUUCCAAUCCUUUCUUCGAGUCAAAUCCCGCACCGCAAUCACAAACCCUCCUCAGUCUCUUCUCCGGCGCCUCCCCUCGUCCUCCGCUUCCGGACCUCCCGCCGCCAGAACCUGCGAUACCUUAAAUCCCUCGGCAUCACCGCCACCUCCCCCGAAUCCAUCGCCUGGACCCUCGCCGUCGUCGAAUUCCUCAAGUCCAAGGGCUUCUCCGACCGCCACUUUCCCCGGCUCUCCUCCGCCAGCCCCACAAUCUUCUCCUCCGCCGACGUUAACCGCACCCUCGCCCCCGUUUUCGCCUUCCUCGUCGCCGAGCUCUCCGCUGACCCCGACCAGGCUCGGGACCUCAUCCUCCGGUGCCCUGACCUCCUGAUGGCCAGCGUCGACUACCGCCUCCGGCCGACGCUUCUCUUCCUUCAGGAGCUCGGCCUCAGAAGCCUCAGCUCGCCGACCAAUCUCAACGCCCACCUCCUCAACACCCCCGUCGAGAAGCUGGCUUCCAAGAUCCGGUUUUUGGAGGGAUUGGGGCUCUCCCACCAGGAAGCGUCCAAGGUCUGCGCCCGAUGCCCAGCGAUCUUUGGCUACAGCGUGGAGAACAACCUAAGGCCCAAGGUCGAAUACCUGGUGCGCGAGAUGGGCAGGUCGAUGGAAGAGGUGAACAAGUUCCCGCAGUACUUUGCCUUCAGCAUGGAGAAGAGGAUAAGGCCGAGGCAUUUGCAUCUGAAGCAGAGAGGGGUUCGGAUUCCAUUGCAGCGGAUGCUGCUGUGGAGCGACCACCGAUUCUACAGGAAAUGGAAGUGAGGCACACAGAACCAGAACACGUUGUGUUCGAUCGGUUGGCAAACAAGCUGCGACUUGCAACCGGGCUUGUACACGAUCCACGCGUAAACGACCAAAUACAUUGCAAAAGAUGUUCCAUAAAGUAAUGUACUUAAGUAUUGUUUGUAUUGCAAAACAUAAUGUUGUUAUCAGUCAUAGCAAAAGUGUUAUCGACUACUGAUCACUGCAAAGUCAUGGUUGUUGCUGUUU
Molecule: messenger RNA, 1149 nt
Organism: Musa acuminata subsp. malaccensis (wild Malaysian banana)
Lineage: Eukaryota; Viridiplantae; Streptophyta; Magnoliopsida; Zingiberales; Musaceae
Product: transcription termination factor MTEF1, chloroplastic
Biological process (GO): regulation of DNA-templated transcription
Molecular function (GO): double-stranded DNA binding
Source: RefSeq, a predicted model, not a curated record